AUGCACAAGCAGGGAAAUGUGAUUCUGGGUGGGCUGUUUGAGGUACACUAUUCCUCUGUUUUCCCUGAGUGGACUUAUACCUCAGAGCCUCAGCAGCCCAGCUGCAACGGGUUUGACACUCUGGGGUUCAGGCAUGCAAUGACAAUGGUCUACACUAUUGAUGAGAUCAACAGGAACUCCAGUCUGUUACCUAAUGUGACUCUGGGAUACAGUCUGUAUGACAACUGUGGAGCACUUGUGAUUGGGUUCAGUGGUGGACUGUCUCUUGCCAGUGGCAGAGAUGAGCAGUAUGUGUUUAAGGAGAACUGUUUGGGGACUCCUCCAGUCCUGGGGAUUGUUGGUGAUUCUGCCUCUACAUUUUCUAUUGCUACUUCAAAUGUGCUGGGUCUUUACAAAAUGCCACUUGUAAGUUAUUUUUCCACUUGUUCGUGUCUUAGUGAUCGGCAGCAGUUUCCAUCUUUCUUCAGAACAAUCCCAAGUGAUGCUUUCCAGGUGCGUGCAAUGAUUCAGAUUCUGAAACACUUCAGCUGGACGUGGGUUGGCCUUCUGGUCAGCGAUGAUGAUUAUGGACUCAAUGUUGCUCGAUCCUUCCAGUCUGAUCUGGCUGAGUCCAGAGGAGGUUGUCUGGCCUAUUUAGAGGUUUUGCCCUGGGACAGUGACCCAAGUGAACUUAGAAGGCUUGUUGGGGUGAUGAAGACAUCCACAGCUCGUGUGGUCAUGGUUUUUGCACAUGAGUUCCACAUGAUUCAUCUAAUGGCAGAGGUGCUGAGGCAGAACGUGACAGAUCUGCAGUGGAUAGCCAGUGAAGCCUGGACAGCAUCUACUGUGCUGCAGACUCCUGAACUCAUGCCGUACCUGCAGGGAACACUCGGCAUUGCCAUCCGGCGAGGGGAGAUUCCAGGGUUCCAGGAAUUUCUAUUACAAACACGUCCUGACAAAGAUAGCUCCGUAAAUAACAUGGUGAGGCAGUUCUGGGAAUUCACAUUUCAGUGUCAGUUUCCUCCAUCAGGAAGCUUGAAAGCUGGAGAAACACUCUGCACUGGAGAUGAAGACUUAGAAAAUGCCAAGACAGACUUUUUGGAUGUUUCAAACCUCAGGCCUGAGUAUAAUAUCUACAAAGCUGUGUAUGCUCUGGCUUAUGCUCUUGAUGACGCAAUGAAUUGUGAGCCAGGGAGAGGGCCAUUCAGAGGGAAAAGCUGUGCCACUUUGCAAACAAUGGAGCCAUGGCAGCUUGUUCAUUAUUUACAAAAGGUCAACUUCACCACACCCUUUGGUGACCAAGUUUCAUUUGAUGACAACGGUGAUGCCCUACCGAUCUAUGAUGUCAUCAGCUGGCUGUGGCUCCCUGAUGGAAGAACUAAAGUUCAAACUGUGGGUGAGGUGAAAAGGUCGGAUUUGAGAGGUGAAGAACUUAAAAUUGAUGAAGACAAAAUCUUCUGGAACUUCAAAUCAAAGAAGCCACCUCGGUCAGUGUGCAGUGAGAGUUGUCCUCCAGGUACCCGCAUGGCCAGAAGGAAAGGACAACCUGAGUGCUGCUUUGACUGUGUCCCUUGUUCUGAGGGACAGAUCAGUAAUUCAUCUGACUCCAUGGAGUGCACCAAUUGUCCAGAAGAUUUCUGGUCCAGUCCAGAGCGUGACCACUGUGUUCCUAAGGAAUCAGAGUUUCUCUCCUACCAUGAGCCUUUGGGAAUCUGCCUCACAACUGCCUCCUUACUGGGCUCAUUUCUCUGUGUUGUCGUCCUGGGGAUCUUCACCUAUCAUCGCAGCACGCCCAUGGUCCGAGCCAACAACUCAGAGUUGAGUUUCCUGCUCCUGGUGGCACUAAAACUCUGCUUCCUGUGUUCACUGCUGUUCAUUGGUCGUCCCAAUCUUUGGACAUGCCAGCUGAGACACGCAGCAUUCGGGAUCAUCUUUGUUCUUUGUGUGUCAUGUAUUUUGGUGAAAACCAUGGUGGUUCUUGCUGUGUUCAAGGCCUCCAAGCCAGGAGGGGGAGCUGUUCUCAAGUGGUUUGGUGCCAUGCAACAGCGAGGGACAGUACUGGUCCUGACUUCUGUUCAGGCAGCGAUUUGUACUGUCUGGAUCGUCUCCUCCUCUCCUUCUCCUCAUAAAAACACUCAAUACUUCAAUGACAAGAUAGUUUAUGAGUGUGUUGUCGGGUCCACCAUUGGUUUUGCUGUCUUGUUGGGUUAUAUUGGCUUUCUGGCUAUCCUCAGCUUCCUGUUGGCGUUUCUGGCCAGGAAUCUGCCCGACAACUUCAAUGAGGCCAAACUCAUCACUUUCAGCAUGCUGAUCUUCUGUGCUGUGUGGGUUGCCUUUGUCCCUGCUUAUGUCAACUCACCAGGGAAGUAUGCAGACGCUGUCGAGAUAUUUGCCAUCCUGGCCUCCAGUUUUGGCCUGUUGGUGGCACUGUUUGGACCCAAAUGUUACAUAAUCCUGCUGAGACCAGAGAGGAACACAAAGAAAGCAAUCAUGGGUCGAGUUUAUAUGAUCAUGAUCACACUGUUGAGGUUUUCCGUCUUUCUGGUGAUAGUUUCAUAUCUUUCAUACUCUGUACCUGACUCUAAUUCGUUAUCUUGUAAAUUAAAAGAAAAGUUUCAACUGAAUGAAAUGCACAAGCAGGGAAAUGUGAUUCUGGGUGGGCUGUUUGAGGUACACUAUUCCUCUGUUUUCCCUGAGUGGACUUAUACCUCAGAGCCUCAGCAGCCCAGCUGCAACGGGUUUGACACUCUGGGGUUCAGGCAUGCAAUGACAAUGGUCUACACUAUUGAUGAGAUCAACAGGAACUCCAGUCUGUUACCUAAUGUGACUCUGGGAUACAGUCUGUAUGACAACUGUGGAACACUUUUGAUUGGGUUCAGUGGUGGACUGUCUCUUGCCAGUGGCAGAGAUGAGCAGUAUGUGUUUAAAGAGAACUGUUCGGGGACUCCUCCAGUCCUGGGGAUCGUUGGUGAUUAUGCCUCUACAUUUUCUAUUGCCACUUCAAAUGUGCUGGGUCUUUACAAAAUGCCACUUGUGAGUUAUUUUUCCACUUGUUCGUGCCUUAGUGAUCGACAGCGGUUUCCAUCUUUCUUCAGAACAAUCCCAAGUGACGCUUUCCAGGUGCGUGCAAUGAUUCAGAUUCUGAAACACUUCAGCUGGACGUGGGUUGGCCUUCUGGUCAGCGAUGAUGAUUAUGGACUCAAUGUUGCUCGAUCCUUCCAGUCUGAUCUGGCUGAGUCCAGAGGAGGUUGUCUGGCCUAUUUAGAGGUUUUGCCCUGGGACAGUGACCCAAGUGAACUUAGAAGGCUUGUUGGGGUGAUGAAGACAUCCACAGCUCGUGUGGUCAUGGUUUUUGCACAUGAGUUCCACAUGAUUCAUCUAAUGGCAGAGGUGCUGAGGCAGAAUGUGACAGAUCUGCAGUGGAUAGCCAGUGAAGCCUGGACAGCAUCUACUGUGCUGCAGACUCCUGAACUCAUGCCGUACCUGCAGGGAACACUCGGCAUUGCCAUCCGGCGAGGGGAGAUUCCAGGGUUCCAGGAAUUUCUAUUACAAACACGUCCUGACAAAGAUAGCUCUGUAAAUAACAUGGUGAGGCAGUUCUGGGAAUUCACAUUUCAGUGUCAGUUUUCUCCAUCAGGAAGCUUGAAAGCUGGAGAAACACUCUGCACUGGAGAUGAAGACUUAGAAAAUGCCAAGACAGACUUUUUGGAUGUUUCAAACCUCAGGCCUGAGUAUAAUAUCUACAAAGCUGUGUAUGCUCUGGCUUAUGCUCUUGAUGACGCAAUGAAUUGUGAGCCAGGGAGAGGGCCAUUCAGAGGGAAAAGCUGUGCCACUUUGCAAACAAUGGAGCCAUGGCAGCUUGUUCAUUAUUUACAAAAGGUCAACUUCACCACACCCUUUGGUGACCAAGUUUCAUUUGAUGACAACGGUGAUGCCCUACCGAUCUAUGAUGUCAUCAGCUGGCUGUGGCUCCCUGAUGGAAGAACUAAAGUUCAAACUGUGGGUGAGGUGAAAAGGUCUGAUUUGAGAGGUGAAGAACUUAAAAUUGAUGAAAACAAAAUCUUCUGGAACUUCAAAUCAAAGAAGCCACCUCUGUCAGUGUGCAGUGAGAGUUGUCCUCCAGGUACCCGCAUGGCCAGAAGGAAAGGACAACCUGAGUGCUGCUUUGACUGUGUCCCUUGUUCAGAGGGACAGAUCAGUAAUUCAUCUGACUCCACAGAGUGCACCAGUUGUCCAGAAGACUUCUGGGCCAGUCCAGAGCGUGACCACUGCAUUCCUAAGGAAACAGAGUUUCUCUCCUACCAUGAGCCUUUGGGAAUCUGCCUCACAACUGCCUCCUUACUGGGCUCAUUUCUCUGUGCUGUCGUCCUGGGGAUCUUCACCUAUCAUCGCAGCACGCCCAUGGUCCGAGCCAACAACUCAGAGUUGAGUUUCCUGCUCCUGGUGGCACUAAAACUCUGCUUCCUGUGUUCACUGCUGUUCAUUGGUCGUCCCAGUCUUUGGACAUGCCAGCUGAGACACGCAGCAUUUGGGAUCAUCUUUGUUCUUUGUGUGUCAUGUAUUUUGGUGAAAACCAUGGUGGUUCUUGCUGUGUUCAAGGCCUCCAAGCCAGGAGGGGGAGCUGUUCUCAAGUGGUUUGGUGCCAUGCAACAGCGAGGGACAGUCCUGGUGCUGACUUUGAUCCAGGCAGUGAUUUGCACCAUCUGGAUUGUCUCCUCCUCACCUUCUCCUCAUAAAAACACUCAAUACUUCAAUGACAAGAUAGUUUAUGAGUGUGUUGUCGGGUCCACCAUUGGUUUUGCUGUCUUGUUGGGUUAUAUUGGCUUUCUGGCUAUCCUCAGCUUCCUGUUGGCGUUUCUGGCCAGGAAUCUGCCCGACAACUUCAAUGAGGCCAAACUCAUCACUUUCAGCAUGCUGAUCUUCUGUGCUGUGUGGGUUGCCUUUGUCCCUGCUUAUGUCAACUCACCAGGGAAGUAUGCAGAUGCUGUCGAGAUAUUUGCCAUCCUGGCCUCCAGUUUUGGCCUGUUGGUGGCACUGUUUGGACCCAAAUGUUACAUAAUCCUGCUGAGACCAGAGAGGAACACAAAGAAAGCAAUCAUGGGCCGAGCCAUUUCCAAAUAA
Messenger RNA from Cheilinus undulatus (humphead wrasse), 5100 nucleotides. RefSeq names its product extracellular calcium-sensing receptor-like. The record is from RefSeq and is a predicted model, not a curated record. Gene Ontology annotation, cellular component: membrane. Lineage: Eukaryota; Metazoa; Chordata; Actinopteri; Labriformes; Labridae. Gene Ontology annotation, biological process: G protein-coupled receptor signaling pathway. Bases 1 to 5100 code for a protein of 1699 amino acids. Gene Ontology annotation, molecular function: G protein-coupled receptor activity. The transcript is spliced from 19 exons.